AUGUAUAUUUAAUAUCAAUUUGAAAAACAAAGGAACCUUGACUUAAGUUUUGUCAAUAAUACAAUAUCCAAGAGUUUAGAGUAAUAUAUUCAUGCAAUCUAGAUAAUUAUAUGGAAUUAUAGGGAUGGCUAAAUUCCAAUAUUAGAUUGUCGAGAUUAUUGGAAACAAAGCAAAAAUAGAAAUUGAAUAAGACUUAUUAUAAGAAUUUUGGACAGCAAUUAUACUUUGCUCUGAAUACGGAAAUGUUAAAUAUAAGUGUGUUUUAAUUUAAUGA
Molecule: messenger RNA, 274 nt
Organism: Paramecium sonneborni
Lineage: Eukaryota; Ciliophora; Oligohymenophorea; Peniculida; Parameciidae
Source: the annotation of a GenBank genome assembly